AUGAAGUUGUUUAGAAAUGAGAAACUGCAUGAUGAAGCAACCAAGGGAUUUCAGGAAAUCCAAAGUGGUAUUAGCCACAGCAAAGAUGCCUCCCUGGAAAUCAAUGUUGAGGAAAUCGGUGAAGGAGCAGAGGAUUGUGUAUUGCGCCAGCUUUUUGUGACUGUCAGUGCAAAAUUAUGUUUUGCGGUCAAACAGCAUUUGUCUCAACUUAGAAGCUCCAGCAUUGGUGCAAAACAUAGAGGAGGAAGCUCUUCAGUUGGUGAGAUUGUUGAUGAUGCAGCAUUAUUCAAGGAUAUCCCGGAUUCAUUUGUAGAUAUAUCUCCCAACUCUUAUCCCCUUAUUAUAACUUUUCAUAAGCUUCUGAUGAUGCUAGAUGGAACAGUUGGGGCUUCAUUCUUUGAAAGGUUUCCUGAUCUAAGGGAGUUUUGUCAUGGCCAAACCUACAAUUCCAGACCAGUUGCCUUACAAAGUCUUGUAAGAGCAAAGGAGGUUACUUACGAAAAGUUUUGUGCAGUUUAUUGGCCUCACUUCAAUGACAAGACAAGAAGGAGGCUUGAUCCUUCCAGAGUCUUCACUGAAAUAAUGUCCCACAUAAAGGGCGGUCUUCCACCAGCAGAUGGUUGUGAAGGCAAACUUGACAGACCAGCUUAUGUUUCUCUUUCAGAGGGUCGUGUCUCCACUCUGAGUAUUCAGAGAAGAGAAGAAAUUUAUGAUGCUUUUGAGGAUUACGAAAAGAUGAAAAUGAAAAAUGUGCAGGAUCUCACCAUGAGGCAAAUUUCACUGUUCAAGUAUAUAUGUAGAAAUGUUGAUGAGGGCUUUGUGUUUUCUGGCGACACCGCGCAAACUAUUGCAAGGGGAGUAGACUUCAGUUUUCAAGAUGUAAGGUCCCUUUUCUACAAAGAGUUCUUGAUAGAUUCAAUGGAUGGACCUGAUAUCAGAAUGGAAAAGGGUUGUCUUUCCAAAACUUUCCAUUUGAGCCAGAACUUCCGCACUCAUGCUGGUAUACUCAAACUGGCGCAGAGCGUUGUUGAUCUUCUUUACCAUUUUUUCCCUUUUUGCGUUGAUGCUUUGGACCCCGAAACUAGCUUCAUAAGUGGCGAAGCCCCAAUUUUACUUGAUUCGGAGAAUGAAGAAAGUGCCAUACUAUCAAUUUUUGGCAACCAUGAUGUUAGUGGCAAUUUCGUUGGCUUUGGAGCAGAGCAGGUUAUUUUGGUUCGAGAUGAUCACUCUAGAGAUGAAGUUUCAAACCUUGUGAGAGGGCAAGCCCUAGUUCUGACGAUAGUGGAAUGCAAGGGGUUGGAAUUUCAGGCUUAUGUCGACAUCAUUCUCCAGCUUAAUGGACAAUAUCAAAGAUCUUGCAACUUCACGAUUGAUCUUGAUUGGCUGGACGUCUUAUUGCACAACUUCUUUGGCACAUCACCUCUGAAAAAUCAAUGGAGGGUCAUUUAUGGAUACAUGAAGGAGCAAGCUUUGCUCAAUAACAGCUCUCAAUGGUCUUCCCCAAGUUUCGAUGACGUGAAGCACGAUAUAUUACGCUCUGAAUUGAAGCAAUUGUACGUCGCAAUUACUCGGACAAGACAGAGAUUGUGGAUAUGUGAGAAUGCCCUGGACUUCUCCAAACCAAUGUUCGACUACUGGAAGAAGAAGUGCCUCAUUCAAGUUAGGUUGGUAGAUCAUGCCUGUGCAGAAGCAAUGCAGGUCAGGAGCACGCCGGAGGAGGGAAGUCGCAAGGUUUUAAGGUCAAUGGCAGUGCCUUUCCUUGGUUCAAGGCUACACCACUGA
Molecule: messenger RNA, 1782 nt
Organism: Eucalyptus grandis
Lineage: Eukaryota; Viridiplantae; Streptophyta; Magnoliopsida; Myrtales; Myrtaceae
Product: TPR and ankyrin repeat-containing protein 1-like
Exons: 6
Coding region: 1-1782 (593 amino acids)
Source: RefSeq, a predicted model, not a curated record